AGGGAAUUCAGAGGGAUCGCGGUGAUAUUCGCUUGGGUUUCCGCUCACCCGGUGGAUUUGAGGAGCCUCGUCGAUUUGUAUUCCUCCCUCGGCUGGAAUUCUCUCGUUUCCCAUGCCGAUUUCCUCACCGCGUAACCCUCUCUCUCUCUCUAUUUGCUUGCUUGCUUUGUCUCUGUGUUUUGGUUAAAUGAGGGGGGAAUUUGAGCUGAAAAGAAGGACUGCAAGUUUCAGGAUGUUAUGUGGGGGAAACGGAAAUGAAGAACUUGCUUAAUCACGGCAAGUUUCAGGUUGCCAAACAUGGAUUUCUAUACGUAAUAUAGACAGAUGUGCUUGUUCCAGUUGCUGAAAGAUGGUACUGGUCUGUGCAUACUGGUUUGCAUCUAUGUAAUUCUGUCUCUUUUGGAUUCAGGAACUGGGUUAGUACAUUUGAUGCUCGAUGAUAUUCUGUUUUUUUUUUAUGCAGGUUUGAUCCUGAUAAAGCCAUUUCUUUGGCUUUUCUCCUCCUCAGUGAACUCGUCCAGGAGCUAAGGGUUCGGCCAUGUCCAGUUGUCUUUGUGGCUCUUUCUGGUGGUUCAAAAGCUUGCAUGUCCAAGGUUUUUCAGAUUAUCCAAGGGUCAUGUGAAGGUCACCUUAACCUGGAUGAAAGCCGUUUAGUUGGAAACUGUUUCUCUGGGCAUAUCUAUGAUUCUAGCCCAGUAGACUUUACAAGUGAUUUGGCUGCCCAGUUUGCUCUUCCUGUCAUUCAGAAAAUGCCCGGCCCAUCAAAAUUCAUGUCUUGGUUGGCAAAAGGGGUCACUUCUGGUCUUGACGGUUUGCACCUUACUAGGUUUGAGUACCAGCGUGCACAGUAUUGGCAGAAUCUGUACUCUUCAGCUGAGUUGGGGGCUCCAUACCUGAUUUUGUGCUCAGCUAAUGAUGAGGUUGCACCUUGUAACGUUAUCUGUGAAUUCAGCCAACAGCUACAAGUACUCGGGGCAGAUGUCGCUCUUCUGAAGUUGCAUUCUUCUCCUCACCUAGGUCACUACAAGCAUCAUCCAACCCCAUACAGCACUGCAGUGACCAAUUUCCUAGAGAAAGCUGCAUCAGUUUACUGUCAAAGAAUCCAACAACUAGAAGAGGGGUUAAAGAUGGAUGAUAUGCAUCACAAAAUAUCAAACUUAGUAUGCGACCUUCAGCAAGUGGCAGUCGACUCAAACGAAGGGUUGAAAAGAGUUCCACCAGUUCUGCCCAAUGAUGACUUCUUUGCACCAAGUUCUUCCAAAGACUAUAACAACAAAGAGUCGGAAUCUCCACAAGAUGAAGGGAAAGCCAGCUCCUCCAUAAACCUAACGAGCCCCCCCAGAAUCAGCGCUCAUGGCGUUCUUGGCCAGGCACUCUUCGAUGUUUGCGUCCCCAAGUAUGUGGACGGAUGGGAUAUCAGGUUUUCUGGAUGCCUCAAUGGGAAACCUGUUGCUUCUGCUGGCAAGCGCCCGCAUCUCCAGGCCUUGAAACGCUUUCGCCGCUCGAGAUUAUAGUGCUUGCAUGCUACGAGACGAGUUAGCAAGCCAGUGACGUGUUUCGGGGGACCAUUUUGAGGCUGGUCCAUGUUUUUUGGGAUGUAGAAGUGUACAGGCAAUGCAAGAAGUAUGGCGAUAUGUAGAGCAAGCCAAAUCCGCAAAUGCUGGGCGUGCAAAGGGUCCAAAGAUUUGCGUCGAGGCAUAGAGGAUAAGGUGUAAAUACUUAACUAUACUUGAAGAACAAAGGUACAUAUGUAGUCUUGGUAUUGUAAUGACAUAGAAACAAACCAACAUAGCGCAAUGCGUCGUAAUAUGUCGCGGUUGAUGACUUGAUGUACAAGUAUGUAUGAAAAAUGACCAUGUCUGAUGCUAAGUUAGAAAUUGUGUUUGGAACUGGGUUGCUAUUUUAGGGUUUGAUUGAAGGGGGAGAAAUGACUAAAGAAGCGGGAAGUAAGAGAAGCAGAUUUUUAGGACCAGGUAGCAGUUAUCAUCUCAAUGAACAG
Linum tenue is the source of this 1999-nucleotide messenger RNA. NCBI's taxonomy places the organism in Eukaryota, Viridiplantae, Streptophyta, Magnoliopsida, Malpighiales, Linaceae. The record is from the annotation of a GenBank genome assembly.